AGGGGGGGUGAAAUUGCGCAGAUCACGUGGAACAGCCCGGGCGAGGGCAGGAAAGAGCGCACGCACGAGAGAACUACACUACCCAGAGUACUAAGCGAUCGGCAGGCGCGCUCCAAGUGUGCGCAUGCGCACUAUGACACAGCAGUCCCGCCGGCUCGCCCCGCAGUUGCGUGUUUAGUCAGAGUGCUGAAGGCGAGAAUUUGAGCUGCGGACGGGACGGGUGCGUGCGCGCGCUCCCUCCCCUCCCCCCACCGUGGCCAUGAUAGUGUUCGUCAGGUUCAACUCCAGCCAUGGUUUCCCAGUGGAGGUUGAUUCAGGCACCAGCAUCUUCCAGCUCAAGGAGGUGGUUGCUAAGCGACAGGGAGUUCCAGCUGACCAGUUGCGUGUGAUUUUUGCAGGGAAGGAGCUUAGGAAUGACUUGACACUGCAGAACUGUGACUUGGCCCAGCAGAGUAUAGUUCAUAUUGUUCAGAGUCCCCUAGACAGUGGUCAGAAAAGGACUGACGUUGAAACUGCCAACGCUGGAGGUAUUCUAGGAGGCAUGGAAAAAGAGCCUGAAAGUCUAACCCGUGUAGACCUUAGUACCAGCGUCCUCCCAACUUAUUCUGCAGGGCUGGCUGUUAUUCUGGAUACUACAGACAACAGCAGUUCUCCUCCAUCUGAUAAAUCAGGUGCAGCUAGUUACAACAGUUUUUAUGUUUUCUGCAAAAGUUUCUGCCAAGCUGUGAAGCCUGGAAAACUGCGGGUCCGUUGCAGUACAUGUAAAGAAGGGACACUGACUCUGACAAGGGGUCCAUCUUGCUGGGAGGAUGUGCUGAUUCCAAACAGAAUAGCUGGAACUUGCCAAUCCCGAAACUGCCAUGGAGAUAUAGCGGAGUUUUAUUUUAAAUGUGGAGCACACCCAACUUCUGACAGUGAAACAUCUGUGGCUUUGAACCUCAUUACAACAAACACCCAGCAUAUCACAUGUAUAACAUGUACAGAUAUUAGAAGUCCUGUGCUGGUGUUCCAGUGCUUGCAUCGGCAUGUCAUUUGCCUGGACUGCUUCCAUUUAUACUGUGUGACUAUGCUGAACGAUCGCAAGUUCAUCCAUGACCCUGUGCUUGGCUACUCUCUCCCAUGUGUUGCUGGCUGUCCAGACUCCUUGAUUAAAGAGCUUCAUCACUUCAGAAUUCUGGGAGAAGAACAGUACAACCGCUACCAGCGCUAUGGUGCAGAAGAAUGUGUGCUGCAGAUGGGCGGAGUGCUGUGUCCUACCCCAGCAUGUGGUGCUGGCCUGCUUCCUGAACCAGACAUGAGAAAAAUAGUAUGUGAGCCAAGCAAUGGACUGGGCUGUGGGUUCGUGUUCUGCCGUGAAUGUAAAGAAGAAUACCAUGAUGGGGAAUGCAGCACUCUCCUCAGUUUGCAGGAAGCCAUAGCCCAGAAGGGAUAUAUGAUUGAUGAGCAUGCAGCCAUGCAAGCACGAUGGGAAGAGGCAUCCAGAGAAACAAUCAAGAAAACAACUAAACCAUGUCCUAGUUGCCAUGUACCAGUAGAAAAAAAUGGUGGCUGCAUGCACAUGAAAUGUCCUCAAGCUCAAUGCAGAUUUGAGUGGUGCUGGAACUGUGGUUUGGAGUGGAACAGGACCUGCAUGGGAGACCACUGGUUUGACUAAUAGUUCAGUAGUGCUAAGAACAGCCAACCACUUGAUUUUUUUUUUUUUGUCUGGGUCAAAUUCUGAACUCUUUGCUUAGGCAUAACUCCCAUUGGCUUCUAGAUCAAGAUGUUCAGAAUCAGGCCUACUGUUUGUUUUUCCUUGUAUAUCAGAGCACACCAAAAAUUUAGUUCAGGUAAUCUUAAGAGUUUUAAACCCACAAAGGCAGGAGAAAUUCAGACGGCCAGACUCACUAGUGCUGGCACAGAAGGGGUAAAUUCCAUCUCCCUGCACCAGGGCACCCUACUGGUAUAUAAGGCAGGCAACAUCACCACCAGCAACUCUCCUUGGGUUUCUGUUCUUUCAGUUAUGAUCAGGGCUCCAUAAAUCUCGCUGGCAAAAGCAGCAAUGGGGGUAUACACUGAAUCAGAGAUGCCCUUUCUCAGUUAGCACAAUCCAAUUUGGGGAAAAUUCUGGCUCUUUACACCUCCCCUAGUGGAAGGGAGGCUGUGGCAAUUUUCUGCCUUAGCAGUCUUCUUCCCUGACAUAUUAUCAGCUGGGACCCUGACUCCGACCGAGAGUCUUAGUAGAAACAGCAGUAGAACAGCAUCCUAGUUGUGCCUGUAUAUUUGAAACAUAUGUUAUGAAAAAUCACUCAAUAUAUUCCUUACAGAGUCAUAUCAUAUGCAGCUUUUACAGGAUUAGUAAAAGAUGCAGUUUCAGCCUUAACUGUUUUUGCUGUGGUGGCUGCAAGUUGGAGUAAUGGUGUUAUGUGAGUGAGAUUCUUGAGAUUUUGUUUCUUUUGUUUUGCUUACCGCAAUAGUUUUGGCAUGAUAUUGGGGCAGCUUCUUGGGGCUUAUUAUCACAAUGGUGGUUCUGUGGAGAUUUAUUAGGAUUUGGGUGUAAUUAUGAAAAUGUGUUCACUGCACAAACAAUCAAGGCACCUGCAUUCAUUUUGGUGAGUUCAUGUUAAUAGGCAUGCACCAGGUAUUUGCCACACCUCAAAAUUUGAACAUCCUUCCUAUCUCACCUGCUUUAAACUGUUUUGGUUUGUGGUUUUUUUUUUUUAAACACCAAAAGGCCAGUCAUAGGCUAUGUAAAGAUUUGCACAACUCAAAUUACAAAAGAAGAAUAAAGCAGUUGAAAUUAGUGGACUUUUGUGCUCCUUAUUGUACUUCCUGCACUUGAAUAUAAUAUAAAUGAGUAAAAAGAUU
Molecule: messenger RNA, 2847 nt
Organism: Mauremys reevesii (Reeves's turtle)
Lineage: Eukaryota; Metazoa; Chordata; Testudines; Geoemydidae
Gene: PRKN
Product: parkin RBR E3 ubiquitin protein ligase
Exons: 12
Coding region: 260-1654 (464 amino acids)
Biological process (GO): regulation of mitochondrion organization; autophagy of mitochondrion; regulation of cellular response to oxidative stress
Cellular component (GO): ubiquitin ligase complex; cytosol; endoplasmic reticulum
Molecular function (GO): polyubiquitin modification-dependent protein binding; ubiquitin protein ligase activity; ubiquitin conjugating enzyme binding
Source: RefSeq, a predicted model, not a curated record